CGGUCGGGCUACCCCAGCCCGCUGAGGGCUCGGCGCCGGGCUCCCCUCCUUUCCACCUCGCGAGGGAGGGAGGGAGGGAAGGAGGGGAGGGGAGGUCCCGCAGAGGGGGCAGAAUGGCCGGUCGUGGGGGGCUCGGGCCCUACGUUUCCCAGGAGCUUCCUCCACUCCUGCGGCUGCCGCGAGGGCUGGCCUGAGCAGGGGCUCCAGGCUCCCCCGCCGCGAGCCAGCGCGGGCCCCCGGGGCCGGGGCAGCGGCGCCGGCAUGUCGUCUGGCACCAUGAAGUUCAACGGCUACUUGAGGGUCCGCAUCGGCGAGGCCGUGGGGCUGCAGCCCACCCGUUGGUCCCUGCGCCACUCGCUCUUCAAGAAGGGCUACCAGCUGCUGGACCCAUACCUGACGGUGAGCGUGGACCAGGUGCGCGUGGGCCAGACCAGCACCAAGCAGAAGACCAACAAACCCACCUACAAUGAGGAGUUCUGCGCCAACGUCACCGACGGAGGCCACCUCGAGCUGGCCGUCUUCCACGAGACGCCCCUGGGCUACGACCACUUCGUGGCCAACUGCACCCUUCAAUUCCAGGAGCUGCUGCGCACGGCGGGCGCCUCGGACACCUUCGAGGGCUGGGUGGAUCUGGAGCCAGAAGGGAAAGUCUUUGUGGUGAUAACCUUGACAGGCAGCUUCACUGAAGCUACUCUCCAGAGAGACCGAAUCUUCAAACACUUUACCAGGAAGCGCCAGAGGGCUAUGCGAAGGCGAGUCCACCAGAUCAAUGGACACAAGUUUAUGGCCACCUACCUGAGACAACCCACCUACUGUUCUCACUGCAGGGAGUUUAUCUGGGGUGUAUUUGGGAAACAGGGUUAUCAAUGCCAAGUGUGCACCUGUGUUGUCCAUAAGCGCUGCCAUCAUCUAAUUGUUACAGCCUGCACUUGCCAAAACAAUAAUAACAAAGUGGAUUCAAAGAUUGCUGAACAGAGGUUUGGAAUCAACAUCCCGCACAAGUUCAACAUCCACAACUACAAAGUGCCGACAUUCUGUGAUCACUGCGGCUCCCUGCUCUGGGGGAUAAUGCGGCAAGGACUUCAGUGUAAAAUCUGUAAGAUGAAUGUACACAUUCGAUGUCAGGCAAACGUGGCCCCUAAUUGUGGGGUAAAUGCAGCGGAGCUAGCCAAGACUCUGGCAGGGAUGGGCCUCCAGCCUGGAAAUAUUUCUCCAACUUCGAAGCUUGUUUCCAGAUCAACGCUAAGACGACAGGCAAAGGACAGCACCAAAGAAGGCAACGGGGUCGGGGUUAAUUCUUCCAACCGACUUGGUAUCGACAACUUUGAGUUCAUCCGAGUGCUGGGGAAGGGGAGCUUCGGGAAGGUGAUGCUUGCGAGAAUAAAAGAAACAGGAGACCUCUAUGCCGUGAAGGUGCUAAAGAAGGAUGUGAUCCUGCAGGACGACGACGUGGAGUGCACGAUGACGGAGAAGAGGAUCCUGUCCUUGGCCCGCAAUCACCCCUUCCUCACACAGUUGUUCUGCUGCUUUCAGACCCCGGACCGACUGUUUUUCGUGAUGGAGUUUGUGAAUGGGGGCGACUUGAUGUUUCACAUUCAGAAGUCUCGUCGUUUUGAUGAAGCACGAGCUCGUUUCUAUGCUGCAGAAAUCAUUUCAGCGCUCAUGUUCCUACAUGAGAAAGGAAUCAUCUACAGAGAUCUGAAACUGGACAAUGUACUGUUGGAUCAUGAGGGUCACUGUAAACUGGCUGACUUUGGAAUGUGCAAGGAGGGGAUCUGUAACGGAGUCACCACAGCCACCUUCUGUGGCACGCCCGACUAUAUUGCCCCAGAGAUCCUCCAGGAAAUGCUCUAUGGCCCUGCCGUAGACUGGUGGGCAAUGGGUGUGUUGCUAUACGAGAUGCUGUGUGGUCACGCGCCCUUCGAAGCAGAGAAUGAAGAUGACCUCUUUGAGGCCAUACUGAAUGAUGAAGUGGUCUACCCCACCUGGCUCCAUGAAGAUGCCACAGGGAUCCUGAAAUCUUUCAUGACCAAGAAUCCCACCAUGCGCCUGGGCAGCCUGACUCAGGGUGGUGAACAUGCCAUCUUGAGACAUCCUUUCUUUAAGGAGAUCGACUGGGCCCAGCUAAACCACCGCCAAGUAGAACCACCUUUCCGACCCAGAAUCAAAUCUCGAGAAGAUGUCAGUAAUUUUGACCCCGACUUCAUAAAGGAAGAGCCAGUUUUAACUCCCAUUGAUGAGGGACAUCUUCCUAUGAUUAACCAGGAUGAGUUUAGAAACUUUUCCUUUGUGUCUCCAGAAUUGCAACCUUAGCCUCCUGGGGCAUGAGAGAGAUGGCAUGGGAAUCACAAGCGGAUAUGGAUUUUCCAGAAAUUUCCUUUGUGGGAAAGUCCCAGCAUCAGCCUUAGAACAAGAACCUUACCUUCAGGGAGCUGGAGGAGAGCCCUGUGGAGGACACAGCUUCAAGGGAUUAGCCAUUUCAAGUAAUCACGGGAGCUACAGUACCAGAAAUAGUUGAUACCAACAACAAGAUUUCAGGAAGAAAUAUACCACUCAACCUAUGAGUUUCUGUGGCUGUCUCAGGCUUGGGUAUUAACAGGAACCAAAAGGCGAGAACAUGUGAAGAAUAAACUAGAUCCUAGAAAUUCUGAGCCAAACAGGCUUUUACUCAACAGACAAAUCAAGACUCUGUGUGGACCACUCCGUGCUCUGCUUUAAGUCAAUGAGCCUCUAAUACUGGCAGUCUGCAAGAAGUCGCUAAAUGCUGAUGAAAAAUGUAAAGAUAAGGAAAUGGAUGGCUCUCCAAAGAGGAUGAUUUACUCUGAAGGAACAAAAAAAAUGACAUCCCUAAAACGCAUAACUUAGAGCCCAAUUUGAAAACAGAUGUCAGGGACCAAGGCAACUGUUCUGGCCUAUUUUCUUAUCCUUACUUUCAUGGCUGUUCAUUGAGUGCCCAGUGAAAUGGUGCCACAAUACCCAGUAAUGUAAACAACAGGUUUGCAUUCGCCAAGCUUUCACCCUCGAGCCCAUUAAUUUACCUGACUGAUGUGUUGUGCCCUGUGAAAUGCCUCUCCUGCUGCGUAUGUCAUACUACUGUAUCUGCACAUAACUCUCUUUUCACGGGAAGUGGCUCACUGCCACAGCACCAACUACCCACACAACCAGCAGGUAAGCUAGAAGUGCUGGCUGCCUGCCGGUUCAUGGAAUCUCAUCGUGGGGCGACGUGUUGAUAGCAUUUAAGACUCGGUGACUCAGUGAAGAAUCGUGCACCACUCAUGUCAAUAACCUGACUUACAGCUUAUAUAUUAGCAGUUUAUUUAUAUUUUAAGAGACAGAUGUUUAGUAUGCAUUUUAUGCAUUUUAAUAAUUAGAAAUUGCUCUUGUAAACAGGAUAUGUAUCAAAGAGAGACCUUAUACUAUGUACUUAUAUAUGCAGUUGAAGAAUUUUAUCUGCCAGGAAAUAAAUGUGUUUUGUAGCAAAAGGAAA
This is a messenger RNA of Manis javanica (Malayan pangolin), 3487 nucleotides long. RefSeq names its product protein kinase C eta (gene PRKCH). Gene Ontology annotation, biological process: protein phosphorylation. Gene Ontology annotation, molecular function: ATP binding; diacylglycerol-dependent serine/threonine kinase activity. The record is from RefSeq and is a predicted model, not a curated record. Lineage: Eukaryota; Metazoa; Chordata; Mammalia; Pholidota; Manidae.